GCUGGUUUGACACAUAAACUCCACUUAGUCUGCAACCCCAAUGUUACUCCUCAGUAUAAAACUUGUCACUUAUGGCACGUUACAAUCCGGAUUAGGUUUGAUUACCGUUCCCAGAGGGCCACCUACCGCAGUUGGACUCUUUUAGCCGCGGGGAAGUGGGUGAGGAUAUUGGCUGAGAUGCUCAUUGAUGGACAUGACACGAGAGAGUCGCUCUUUACCCUAUGAAUUUACCACCAAUGUUAAAAACCGGGGCUGACGAUAUAAAGUGCUUGCUUGCGCUGCUCUACCUCUGACCCACGUUCCGGCAGUUCAAAUAGUGCAUGUCCUGAUCGGCUCACUGGCGCUCAGUCUCUGUGUGCAUCUGUGAAUCUUUGGAUGCCGAUUUCAACAUCGACCACGGGAGUCCUAUCGCGAUAGACAACCUCGCCAACCCAGUCAUUGUGAAGCUGCACCAUCCGAAGAGAAUGCGGUACUACGCGCUGGCGAGAGCUCUGCUCUUCCAGGUCCUCCUCUGCAAUGUCCUCGCUGCCAAUAUCAGAGCCAUAUAUCUGUUCAAAGACGUGAUGAAGUCCAACACCGCAGCUCUCAAGUCAUCUGGCUUCAACAGUCUGAUUAUGUUCGGUGUUGGCGUGCUGGAUAAUGGCGACAUCAUGUACUACUCAAACACGCCCAACAGCUCAGACGUCCUCGUCGCAUCUGACGGCGCCUACGUCGGCGGCACAGCACUGUCAGACAAGGUGAAGUCGUUCAAGACAGGCACAACGGGCGUCAACCGGGUCGAGAUCUCAAUGAACUCGCAGCACAUCAAGGAGCUGGUGGCCAGCCCAGGCACGGGGUCCUCAACGCGGCUGUACCGCAACUUCGCGGCGCUCAAGACCGCGUGGGGCCUCGACGCCGUCAACAACGACGACGAGUCCAUCUACGACGUGGCCAGCACCGUGGCGUUCGGCCGCAUGCUGGGAAACAUCGGCUACAAGUACACCAUCGCCCCUUACACCAACUCGGGCUUCUGGAACUCGGUCCGCUCGCAGCUGAACAACGGCCUCGCGGAGCCGAACCUGCUGCUCGACAGGGUCUACCUGCAGUGCUACGACGGCGGCGCCGGCAACGACCCCGUCGGCUGGCAAACCACGCUCAGCAUGAAGGUCGUGCCGCUCCUCUGGGUUAUCAACGACUCGAAGCCCUCCUACGGCCAGACACCCGCCCAGGCGCAGUCGAGCUUCAGCAGCUGGCAGUCGCGGAGCGCGCUGGGUGGAGGAGGCUACUGGAAUGACUAUGACAUUGAGAAGAUGGGAUCGUCGUAUACCGACUACGGAAAUGUACUGAAGACCGUUUUCCCUUAAAUAGUCAUCGUGUUACGGCAUUUUUUUUCUUGAUACGGCCGAGAUCAGCGACUGAUCGAGUCAAACAUUCGGAUAGUCAAGGAGAAAAGUCCGCCAAGGAAUUGAACUGGAAAUUCAGAACGCAACACUCCACAAGUCACCGCUAUAAUUUUAUUUGAAGGCUUGCUAAAGUGCGACUCUGAGGCGUGUUUCCCAUUUGUCUGUAGCACUUAUUGAAACGACAUAACUCGUACUGCAGAAAUUCUAUUGGCCACGUCUGAUCG
Diaporthe batatas is the source of this 1606-nucleotide messenger RNA. RefSeq lists its product as uncharacterized. NCBI's taxonomy places the organism in Eukaryota, Fungi, Ascomycota, Sordariomycetes, Diaporthales, Diaporthaceae. Bases 465 to 1343 code for a protein of 292 amino acids. The transcript is spliced from 2 exons. The record is from RefSeq and is a predicted model, not a curated record.